ACUUGAAACUGGCCACCUUAAGAUAGAUAGUGGGCAGGGAUUUAGGAACCUCCUUCUAAGAUAUAGCUCGCCGGGUCGGUUCACCUUCUAGAGAAGAAAGAGAGAGGGCACCACGUCGCCGGCUCCACGCGUGAACAGAAAUGUCACGUACAUCCUGCCCAUAAGACGUCAACGCUUACCUCUCCCAACCCUAUGAGCGUCCAUGGACAGAUUGCGUCCCGCCAUGCGAAGGCGGCUCUACAGCCUACCUCAGCAGCUAGACCCCAAAGGCAGCAUCAUGGACGAGGAGGAAGACAACGAGGAGGACAGUGGCAGCAAAAGCAUCAGGAUGAAGGCGAUGCCUUCACCCCCGGGCCGGGGGAACAACAGCAGCGAGAACAAGCCAGGAGAGCCGAAGCAGGGAGAGGUGGAGACGGUGGUGAGCAUGAAAUGCAACACGAACGGCGACUGCAGGGUGACCCGAGGAAGCCAGUCGUCCAUCAGCAGGGCAGAGCCCAACAGGGGCGAGGAGACCAAGUCGGACAUGGAGGGAGGGGGUUCCAUCCACAGCGGGGACAAGAAAGAGAACAAAGUGGCUUUCUCCGCCGUGUCGAGCAGGAAAUCAUCCCAGCUUCAGCCCCGGGCGAGGAAUUCCGUCAGCUUCUUGAAAUCGGAUAGCGCUGAGCAGAUUGUGGCCGAGGAUGGGGACCAGAUCGGCAGCCAGGCGAGUUUCAUGCAGAGGCAGUUUGGGGCCAUGCUACAGCCCGGGGUGAACAAGUUCUCCCUGCGAAUGUUUGGCAGCCAGAAGGCUGUGGAGAGGGAGCAAGAGAGGGUGAAGUCGGCCGGGGCUUGGGUCAUCCACCCUUACAGUGACUUUCGGUUUUACUGGGAUUUCACAAUGUUGUUGUUUAUGGUUGGAAAUCUCAUAAUUAUCCCAGUAGGAAUCACUUUUUUCAAGGAAGAAACCACAACCCCAUGGAUUAUCUUUAAUGUUGUAUCUGAUACUUUCUUCCUUAUGGAUUUGGUCUUAAACUUCAGGACUGGAAUUGUUUUCGAAGAUAACACUGAGAUCAUUCUGGACCCACAGAAAAUUAAGAAGACCUAUUUAAAAAGUUGGUUUAUUGUAGACUUUAUCUCCUCAAUCCCCGUGGAUUAUAUAUUUUUGAUAGUAGAAAGAGGAAUUGAUUCAGAAGUUUAUAAAACUGCCAGAGCUCUACGGAUUGUACGUUUUACAAAAAUUCUCAGCCUUUUACGAUUAUUGAGACUCUCGAGAUUGAUUAGGUACAUCCACCAAUGGGAAGAGAUAUUCCACAUGACUUAUGACCUUGCCAGUGCGGUGAUGAGAAUAUUUAAUCUAAUUGGAAUGAUGCUUCUUCUGUGCCACUGGGAUGGAUGUCUGCAGUUUCUGGUGCCCUUGCUACAAGACUUUCCAACUGAUUGUUGGGUGUCUUUAAAUAAAAUGGUGAAUAAUUCUUGGAGCGAGCUCUACUCCUAUGCGCUGUUUAAAGCCAUGAGCCACAUGCUGUGCAUAGGGUAUGGACGGCAGGCUCCGCAGAGCAUGUCCGACAUCUGGCUGACAAUGCUCAGCAUGAUAGUGGGUGCCACCUGCUACGCCAUGUUCAUUGGUCAUGCAACUGCUCUCAUCCAGUCCUUGGAUUCCUCCCGCCGUCAAUACCAAGAAAAGUACAAGCAAGUGGAGCAGUACAUGUCCUUUCACAAGUUACCCGCUGACUUCCGGCAGAAGAUUCAUGACUAUUACGAACAUCGAUACCAGGGGAAAAUGUUUGAUGAAGAUAACAUACUGGGGGAGCUAAGUGAACCACUCAGAGAAGAAAUAGUGAAUUUCAACUGCAGGAAGCUGGUGGCCUCCAUGCCUCUCUUUGCCAAUGCCGAUCCGAUAUUUGUGACCGCAAUGCUGACCAAACUGAAGUUCGAAGUGUUUCAGCCUGCAGAUUAUAUCAUCCGUGAGGGGACGAUAGGGAAAAAGAUGUACUUUAUCCAACAUGGGGUGAUCAGUGUCCACACAAAGGGCAACACGGCAAUGAAACUCUCAGAUGGUUCAUAUUUUGGAGAAAUCUGUUUGUUGACAAGAGGCAGGCGAACUGCCAGCGUGCGAGCUGAUACCUAUUGUCGUUUGUACUCUCUCUCUGUGGAUCAUUUUAAUGAGGUGUUGGAAGAAUACCCAAUGAUGCGUCGUGCCUUCGAGACCGUUGCCAUCGAUAGACUGGAUAGAAUAGGAAAGAAGAACUCUCUUUUGCUGCACAAAGUCCAGCAUGAUUUAAACUCUGGUGUCUUCAACAACCGCGAGAAUGAGAUUAUACAGGAGAUUGUGAAGUACGAUAGAGAGAUGGUUCAGCAAGUGGAACUACAGCACCCUCUUGCCAUGUCUCUCACCCCUCCGUUUCAUGGCGGGCCCAUGUUCAAUUCUCAAGGCCAACUUGCUAGCAGUUCGGCAAUUGCUACCCUCCAGCAGGCUGUAGCUAUGAGCUUCUGUCCUUCAUCUACAGGGCUUUUCAUUGGGUCUGUAGGUGUGCAGUCACCCAGGACAGUCAGACGGCUGCACACUGUCCAGAGUUUAGCAAGCCCACUCUCUGUGUCCCCCGGUCAACAGUCGCAGACGCAGCAGCAACUGGCCUCGGUCUCACCAAGUCCUUAUCCUUCUGCAGUCUCCAGCCCUCCAAACCAAAGUCCGCUAGCAAGUCGAACUUUCCAUUACGGGUCUCAAGCACAAUCAGGCUCACAGUUAUCACUGACGCAGCAAACGAUAUGCAGCCCAUCGCACCGCCAUGCUGUUCACAAGAGCACACAAGCGUUGCACACGGGCAGUUUAUCCCAAGAGGCAAGACCACUGUCCGCAUCGCAACCCUCGCUGCCUCACAAUCUCUCCCAGACAAUAACCUCGAGCCCACCGCAGUCAACCCGAGAAUCGACAUCGUCGAUGGGAGGUCAGAUAUCCGCGCACCCGGCCACGGGAGGUCUCCAGGGAUCAGUGCGAGGAUCCGUCCCACCAAGAAUGGCCCUGACCCACCAAAUGUCCACGGGCGCAAUAUUUCAGCCACCGGGGAUGCCAGGUGCGCAGCAGGACUCCGGCGUCCCCAAGAAAGAUUCAGUCGUGUGUGUUAUGGACACGGACCCUGGCAAAUCAAGGCUCUCCUCCAACUUGUGAUAUUUCAGGCACCGACCGUGCAUUUUUAGCGGUCAACAAGAGAUUCAAGGUUCAGAAAGAAAUCACAGACAGUUGUGUGAUCCAGAAAGGAGAAGCUGCUGGUUACUGCACACCCUAAACUAAUUAAACACCCCACACAUCUUAUUCCUGUCACACUGAAACUCCAAAUCUGUGCAAUUGUUUCAGUGUCAAAACGUAUAACAAAUGAAAAUGUACAUAAGCUCAGAGUCCUUUGAUAGGGUUUACUAGCUUUCAUUUCUUUUACCAAUUAGUCCGUGUGAGUGUUUUUAUUUCAGGGAAAAAAAGUCUUAUUAUGGUAUUAGGUGUUACAGUGUUGCUAACAUAGUACUGUUGUAAAAUUAGUUGUCAGUUGUUAGCCCAAUACAUUUGAACGUUUUAGGAAAUUGUUGCUGUAACAUAAAGCAGCAGAACAGACAGACCUUAACCUUUUUUGGACAUGUCUAAGCUAGAAAACAUGUUUUUAUUUUAAUAUUAAAAAGGAGUUGUGUUUUUCCUUGUACAGUGUAGUAAAACCAGUUAAUAAUGGUAAUCUACUGGUGCGUCACAGGCUAAGGGAGAUUAAAUCAAUAGUUUCCUUUGACUCUUCUGUAUAUAACUAGUACCUUGAGAGUCGAUGGAUUCCUAUGAGAUUUUAAAAAAAAAGCCUGAUGUUAUGUAAAUGGAAAUGAUUAAAUGUGUGUACCAUUCGGACCAAAAGCAGUUCUAUGUGAAACUGUGUGGAAAAAUGCACUGGUGGAUUUUGAAUAGCAGAAUGCACUCGAUAGGUGACUUACAUUUUUCUUAUUGGAUUAGUGCAUGGUGUCAUCGCCCAACAGUCUAUUCAGGUUCAAACGGUUGUGUGGCGUAAAAGUGGCAGUAUGAACAAGUUGCAACAAUAACUUGGUAUAUUCCUUUUCUUCAACAUGCAAUAGUAACAACUGAACCAGUUAGCUGAGUCAUCCAUUUUGUGUAUAUGGUGAAAAGACACACCUCACUGCAAUAAGAGUGUUGACUUAGUUCAUAAAUACUUCCCAUGAAGUUUUAUUACUAAUAUAACAAAGUCUGUACAGCACUUAUAGCCGUUCUAAAUAUUUAAAUGCACAGCACAACUCUGACCAUGGAGACCUUUUAUUUCAAAUAUCCCAGCAAACAUUUGAAGCUGUUUGAAAAUAAAUAGGUGCUUUGAUCUACUUCUUCAAAAGGUGGGAGAAUGGGGCUGGGAGGGAGAGAUAGAUCAGCCAUGAUUGAAUGGCGGAGUAGACUUGAUUGUCCAAAUGGCCUAAUUCUGCUCCUAUCACUUAUCACCUAAAAUGGUAUAAGAUCCAUAGCUGCUUAUUCAAUUAUUGUCUUUGACAAAAUGAACACCAUAUUGUUAAUGCACAUAAGAUUGCAUUUAAACAGAUUUAUAAUCUUGAGUUGUAUUUUUAAUUUUUAAAGUUUGCAUACAGUGAUGUAGCUGUGAUCCUUUACAGUUCUAUAAAGACAAAAUAAUUUGGUGAAAAACAAAGUCUUCAGUCUGAAGAAGGGACUCGACCUGAAACGUCACUUAUUCAUUCCCUCCACAGAUGCUGAGUUACUCCACCACUUUCUGUUUAUUUUCUUUUUAUAGCAGUCCCUUGUGUCUCCAAUUUGGUGGAAAUACUGAAUAAACUGGAACAACAGUUAAAUACUUAAAGUCAAAUCUCUUUAAUAGAAGUACAAUGGUAACACCAUGAAACUAAAACUUUGUGGGAAUUAUUUAGAUAUUUCUGGUUUCUGAUUGAGUUAAUAUUCUGAGACAUUGUAGUUUAUAAUCCUGCUGCUCUAUUAAUGGCCUUUACAAAGAAUGUAGCUAUUUUUUAUCAAAACAAUCAUAUUAGCUUUUCUCUCAAAACUAAGGAGCCUAUAAUCAUUGCAGCCAUAUCUUUAGAGUAGAAAGAAAAUGUAACAGGUAGGUAUUUUUGUUGAAUGUAUAAACACAAUUGGGCAAAGUUUGCCCAAUGUCUGAAAAUGAAAAAUUAGCUUCAACCAUCAUUCCUUCUAGAAUAGCGAAUUGUUGGUAGCAUAAAUAGAUUUUUAGCAGCCUUGAUGCAUUAAAUGUGAAAGUCUCCAUCACUUUUUUGGUGCAGGUCUAUAGUGCUGGGAAAUGUCACUUUUACAAAUUGUCCAGUCAAGUCAUUAUGGUACUGUCCUCAGUAAUCUAUAAUGUGUUGUCAGCUGUGAGGUUAUUGAUUAUAAAAUGUAUUAUACUUAAACUAGAAUGCCGUUCAUUCAUGGCUCUCAACAACAUGAUCUGACUUGAGACGAGACCUUAAGAAAUUAAUGUUAAAUCAAUAGGCAGCUAAUGUGUGUGAUAUGAAAGAAUGUAUGAUAUUUUGUUAAAUACUGAAAGAAAUCCAAAUGUAGAGGUGUACAUUUUUGUUGUAAUCAAUUAUACUUUGUGUGUAAAACAGCUUAAUUUACAGUGAAAUUUGGGGUGAAAUUCUUGUAAAUUCUUGUCAUGAAAAUUCUGAAUGAAACCGCACACCAUUAUUACUGAAUUUACAAUUUCUAAUAUUUGUAAAUUAGCUGGUAAUCAUUUGCAGUGGUAAUAAGCAUUCAUAUCAAGAUUUUACACAAUACAACUUUGGAUUCUAUCAUUAACAUAUCCAAAAAUCGUAAAUUAAAAGGUAAGAGUGAUUUCCAAAUUAAAUUAAAUUCUUUUGUAUUAUGAUUUGAGUUAUAUAUUGAUCAGUUUGAGUUAUUUUAUACAGAAGAGGUUUUAUACAUAUGAAGGUGAAUACACUAUUGACACUCUUACCCGAGCUUAGAAUGCCAUAGUACCAAAAAGCAUUUUAUUUUUAUCCAGAAUAUUGAAUUCUUGACUGUAUGAUUGCCACUGAAAAUUAAUAAUGAUAGCACCUUCAAACAUAGUCCCGACAUUCAAAAUUCCUUCAUAUCUGCAGACCAUGCGUUACAACCGCUGCUCAGUCACAGAACAUUUCUAUUUAGAUUUUAAAAUGCAUUUCAUUUUCAUUUCUCGAAUGAGUGAUGCGACCCUUUGAAGUGCAAAUACUCCAAAACCAGUGACUUUGUUUUUUGAUAUUGCUGUAGAACUCUUGACCUUAAUUAACUAAACUAAACAAAACUGCUUUUAUGCAAUUAUGUCAAAAGCAAAUGCCUCACCUCACUUAAUAGCAGAUCGAUGUUAAUAUGGUGUUAGAUGUUUCAUAAGGGCAGGCUUUUUAACCACUUGUAGUAACUACUUAGCCUUACACUGCUAGUCCAUGGAUAGCACCAUAUAUGUACUUCAGGUACAUAAGAUGAUAGAGAUUUUAUUAAAUGUUUAUGCUGGCAAUAUAUCUUCUGCAACAAAUUUUGUUUCAUGUUUGUAGAUUUUGUGCCUAAUAUUGUGCUUUCCUUGUGUGUUCUGUGAUUUACUAAUCUGUAAUUGUGCAGGCUUCAAUAUUAAAGCCUGCACAGGAGUUGCACUGACAUUCAAUAAACUCAAUUUUCUUACUCUCACAGAGAAGGUUGCAGGUCUAGAUAUUAUAAGACUUGCAUUUUUGUUUUUGAAUGUGGGUGCUGAAUAUAAUAUAUUUUCUUGCACAAUUAUGUUGGCCACACGCAUGUCCAAUAUUCCAUUUACAAUGUAAAGUAGUUAGCUGUCUGUAACAUAAAAUGUAAGGAAGCUUGAAAGAGUUUUCAAGAAGGAACUGCAGAUGCUGGAAGAUCGAAGGUACACAAAAAUGCUGGAGAAACUCAGCGGGUGCAGCAGCAUCUAUGGAGCGAAGGAAAUAGGCGACGUUUCGGGCUGAAACCCUUCUUCAGACUGAUGGGGGGUGGGGGGGGGAGAAGGAAGGAAAAAGGGAGGAGGAGGAGCCCG
Messenger RNA from Leucoraja erinaceus (little skate), 6989 nucleotides. RefSeq names its product hyperpolarization activated cyclic nucleotide-gated potassium channel 2b (gene hcn2b). Gene Ontology annotation, biological process: potassium ion transport; transmembrane transport. The transcript is spliced from 8 exons. The coding region runs from base 203 to 3145 and encodes 980 amino acids. NCBI's taxonomy places the organism in Eukaryota, Metazoa, Chordata, Chondrichthyes, Rajiformes, Rajidae. Gene Ontology annotation, molecular function: voltage-gated potassium channel activity. Gene Ontology annotation, cellular component: membrane. The record is from RefSeq and is a predicted model, not a curated record.